AUGUGUGUCCUGUGUUUCCCGAAAGCUCUUGCCCAUGUCUUUAAAGUCUAUUUUAAGGCCAGUUACAACUUUAAAUCCAAGAACUGGCCCAUCGAAUUCCAGUGGGAUGAGCCAGGCAACAGCAGCAGCGCCCACGGCUGUAUCCGAGGCUGCGGGUGCCAAGCGCUCGUAAAAGUAUCCCAAAUGGGCCAGCCGGCAUCAGCGUUCGCCGUUGGGCCAGGUGGAGACCAGGAUUCCUUCCGGCGCUUCUUCUGUGGCUUCAAACAGCUGCCUGGCCAACUGGCCAGCUAUAUCAUGGCUCAUUCGUUGGGUCGUUGGAUGAUCUACCCAGGCUCUAUAUUCCUCCUGAACCAGGCCCUGUUACCGAUGCUGGCGAAGGGCCAAGCUCGCCUUCUCGGGGAAUAUCACGGGAGACGUGCCAAGCUGGUCGCUCGAGACGGGAAUAAGAUUGACACCAUGUUUGUAGACAGGAGAACAAAGGUGACGGGCAAUGUGGAAAAUCGGGGGAAGCAGUUGGUGGUCUGCUGCGAAGGGAACGUCAGCUUCUAUGAAUGGGGCUGCCUUUCCACGCCUUUGCAGACCGGAUAUUCCGUGCUGGGGUGGAACCACCCUGGUUUUGGAGGGAGUACGGGCCAACCCUACCCACAGAAUGAUGCCAACGCUAUUGAUGUGGUGAUCCAGUACGCGACAAGCCGCCUGAACUUCAGGAUACAAGAUAUUAUUGUGUAUGGGUGGUCUCUGGGAGGCUACUCGGCCACCUGGGCCGCUAUGUCCUACCCGCUGCUGGGUUCCUUGGUCCUGGAUGCCACUUUUGACGAUUUGCUCCCUUUAGCCCUGAACGUGAUGCCCAAGAGCUGGAAGAACCUGGUGGUGCGAACAGUGAAGGACCACUUCAACCUCAACAUAGGCAAACAGCUGCGCAAGUACACGGGGCCUGUCUUGCUGAUCCGGAGAACUCAGGAUGAGGUCACAACCACCUGUCCAGAUCUCGAUGACCAGAUCACCAACCUCUGGUGCAACCGAGCGAACGAACUCCUUCUCCAGCUGCUGGAGCAUCGCUACCCAGACGUCAUGUCCCAAGCAGGGCUGGCAGCGGUCCAUUACUGGCUCAGAGCUGCCAACCCCAAACAGGAAGCUGCCGUCUGCCGAUAUUACAAGAUGAACGAGGAGUGGUGUCUCCAGGAGCUGCAGAAGUACAAGUCAAGUCAAGGGUCUGAAAUCCAUUUUCCUUGGAGGGUCGGGAAGUCUUUCGCCUCCAAAGACAAGAAGCAGAUGGCUGUGUUUUUAGCCAAGAAGCAUAUGAAAAAUGUAGAGGCCUCCCACUGGUCUCUCCUGAAACCCGAUGAUUUCCAGAUGCCCUGGAAGUUAUAG
This is a messenger RNA of Eublepharis macularius, 1371 nucleotides long. Its product is annotated as protein ABHD16B-like. The coding region runs from base 1 to 1371 and encodes 456 amino acids. The transcript has a single exon. NCBI's taxonomy places the organism in Eukaryota, Metazoa, Chordata, Lepidosauria, Squamata, Eublepharidae. Gene Ontology annotation, cellular component: endomembrane system. The record is from RefSeq and is a predicted model, not a curated record. Gene Ontology annotation, biological process: monoacylglycerol catabolic process; phosphatidylserine catabolic process. Gene Ontology annotation, molecular function: glycerophospholipase activity; monoacylglycerol lipase activity.